Molecule: messenger RNA, 3360 nt
Organism: Entrophospora candida
Lineage: Eukaryota; Fungi; Glomeromycota; Glomeromycetes; Entrophosporales; Entrophosporaceae
Source: the annotation of a GenBank genome assembly
AUGGGCAAUGUUAGUUCUUCUUUGGAAGAACAACCAAUAUUAUUUAUAAAAAAACCAGAUCGAUUCAACAUUUCAGAAAUAAUAGUAUCAAAUCAUAACAAUGAUCCGUACAUUUCUUUUCCUGUUGCGUCAAACUAUAUUUCCGCAAUACCCAACACCAUAGAUCUCAUAGAGUUUUUACAAGAUCCAAAUUCCAAGGCUGUAGAUCCCAACAAACUACUACUGAAAUUGAUAAAAGGCGAAGAUAUGGAACUCAAACUAAAAUUUAGAUUUAAUAUUGGAGGCAGUGACGAGAAAAAAUCUGGCAUAAAAGGACUUACAUUUAUUAAUGUUGCUAGUGAAAAAGAGUUGGCUAGGAUAUUGACUGUCGAGUUCAACGAUGAUCCUAAUUUACAUAAACAUCCAAAUGUGACUUUGAUAGGAGAUUAUGGACCUGACGGCAAUAAACCCUCAGAUAACGAAUGGACAUGGAAGUGGUCACCUCCCCACAAUAUGGAUGAAAUUCAUCGCGGCUGGAGAAACCAUUGUUGCUUUGCUGAAUAUGAUAAAAAAAAUCAUUCUUUUCAGCUGUUAGCAUCGUUUACGUUUUGGGUUGCUGGCAAAUCGCCAUCCAUUACUAGUGGUGGUGCUGGGAGUUGUCGUCAAUCAUCAGAAGAUUUGACGUACGAGUGUGAGCCUGAGGACGGACCUCUGUUUCGUGCAACUCUUACAGCAUUUGAAAAGAAAACGGUUUCAUUGAAACAUCAUAUUAAAAGAAUAUUGAAAGCUGCCAUUGCUUCUCAUGAGUUUUUGAUCGGAUCUCAGGGAGCUGACCAAGAACUUUUAGACGCUUUAAGGGAUGCUGCUGUAUCUCAUCCACAAGCCUUUCAACCUGUGCUAGAUAGUUUCCUUGAAGAGGCGUAUAAAAAAAUUAGCUUAUAUCGAGAGAAUGUUGCAAAUCAAAUGACCAUGUUGCUCAUAGAACCCUUACGUAAAUUGUAUGAAAAUGAUAUAAAGGUGGCCGAUAGCAAAAAGAAGGACUUUGAAGAAGAAUCGCGCGACUACUACCAAUUUCUCUCUAAAUACUUGUCUAUUAAAGUUGAUUCUGCAAAAGAAAAGAAAAAACUUGAAUCUGAUACAAAAUAUCAAAGUAAACGUAGAAAUUUUGAAUUAAAAAAGUUUGAUUAUUAUGCAUAUAUGCAAGAUCUUCAUUGCGGUAGAAAAGAUCAAGAGAUUUUAUAUCAUUUGAUAAAUUUUGCAGAACAACAAUUUACUUUCUAUCAACUGACAGCCACUGGUAUUUUAGAUAUGAAACCGGGGUUAGAUAAAUUGGGUAUAGAUGUUGCUGAAGCAGCAAAAGAGAAUCAUUUAAUGAGGAAAGAAAGAGAGGAAAGACGUAGAGCAUUGGAAAUUCGUAUGUCACCAAAUUCAACACCAACUGUCGAGAAUCUUAAUGAAUAUGAUUUAUCGAAUAACAGCCAUAAUAAUAAUAUUGGCGGUGGUGGAAAUAUAACGGAUAAUACAAAUGAUGGCACAGAUAACGUAACAAUGAGUCAAAUAGGUUCAUUAGUUCUUGCAGCAAAUCGAUUCAAAGGAAUUCGUGAUUUGGAACAUCAUGAUACAGAAUCUGCAUCAUCGGUUGGUAGAAAGAAGGAAGGAUUUUUAUUUGCUACAUCGCGGGCAACACAACAUGGAACUACAGAUCCAAUCGCAAAAAAUACUUGGCACAAUAAUUGGAAAAAACAAUUGGAAACACAUAACGAGCCAAUAAAUUUACGAUUUGCCACUGUUAGAGAAGCAAGGGGGAUUGACCGCCGAUUUUGUUUUGAAGUAAUUACACCACAAUUUAGAAGAAUAUAUCAAGCAAUGUCUGAUGAUGAUAUGAGUUCUUGGGUUACAGUAAUUUCCAAUGCAAUAGAGAGCCUUCUAAAUGGUACUAGUAGUUGUCGUAAUUUAGAUAAUCGAAUUUUAACUUCAGAUACAGGAGAUCCUGGAGCAGUAACGUUGUUUAAUAAUACAAAAUCAGUAAAAAGAAGAGGAACUCUACCCAGCUUGUCGGAUAAAAGGAAGAAUGACAUGAAAAAAAAUCAUGUUGCUGUUUCUUCAAUAUCUGAAGAAUCAAAAAGGCCUACACAAUUAAAUGGACAAGCUCGUAAAAAUUCAAUUUUUAAUAAAAACUCUACUAAAAUUCUUGAAGAAAUCAUAGGCUCAGAUGCAUCUAAUGUUUAUUGUGCUGAUUGUGAUUCUCAAUGUUCUGGGAUUCAUCGUAGUUUAGGAACUCAUGUUUCAAAGAUUAGAUCCCUUACUUUGGACACAACUUCUUAUACACCAGAUCUUGUUCAAUUGAUUAAAUCUAUUGGAAAUGCUCGUUCUAACGCAAUUUGGGAAGCAAAUCUUUUGCACUCUGAUGAAGAAACUGAUUUACCGCCGAUCCCACCUUCAAAGGAUGACGCGCCUCCUCCAGUACCACCAAAGGAUCAUAUACCAUCCAAAGGUCAAAAUUCAGAUUGGGAUGAUCUUAUUAAUCUUAUGACACCAACACCGGCAUCGACGUCAUCUACCGCCCCCACUACAUCACUAAUAAUUACACCGUCAUCACCACUAUCAUCGCCAUCAAUAGGAUCCAAAAAAAAAAUGGUUAAAAUGAAAAAACCAUCAAGUACAGAUUCUCGUGAUAUCAAGCAGAAGUUUAUUACAUUGAAAUAUGUUGAUAAAGCUUUUGUUGAUUUUUCACUUGUUGAUGAAGAUAAGACGGCAACUGAUAUACUUUUUGAGGCAGUAAAGAUGAAUGAUGUUCCUCAAGCAAUGCAAGCGAUUGCAUUGAAAGCGGAUUUAAAUGCUACAAGACGUUUUGAAGUUGCAGAUGAUCAUGGAUUGAAGUCACCGGUGAUAUUAGCCUUACUUCAUAUCGAACCUUCAAGAAUGAUAUUUGAAAGUGGGAGACCUUUGUUCCAGAUGGCAGAAUUACUUUUACAAAAUGGCGCAAGUCUUGAUAAUGUCUUGUCAGAUAAUCUUGUGGAGAUACUUGGUGUAGCAUCACAACCAAUUACACGAAGUUCUGCGAAAAGUGUAGGUACUUGGACUAAAGAUAUAGUGAAUGAUAUAAAGAAAUCAGGGAAAACUGUGUAUGAUGUUGUUCAGUCAAGUGGGAAUAAUGCAGCAAUUCGAUAUCUUACACCAAAAAUGCUUGCGAGAGGAACUUUAAAUCCCACUAUUAAUUCCAUCAGCAAUAACAACAACAAUUCUAUUUCUAAUUCUAAUUCUAUCAUAACAACGACAAGCACUGGUGGUUUAGCAGGAGGACAAAUUCCAGAAAAAAAGCUAUCAACCUCAAACAUAGGUCGGUCAAUAUCAGUAACAGUCAAAAAUGUAUUGUCAUGA